GUCGACCUUUAGACCCAAAAGGUGAAAAGUGCUGCCAAUUGGAAUUUGGUAGCGGAGCCCCACGCGGUUUCCGACUGUUUUCUUUUCGAUUUGCCCACGCCAUAGCAUUGCACUACGAUUCGCUGACCUUGCUGAACUACGACAUCAAGCACUACGAGCUGCGCUGGCUGUUUGGUGGAGCUCGGGCCUGCACUACACCCUGGACACCUACAUCCUUUGGGGCUGCCUUCUUGCUGGACAUCUACAACCUGCUGAACUACCUCUACAAGCUACUGCCGCUGUUGCUCUACGACCAGAAGGAUGACGACCUCUUCAGGCUCUUCUGGCAUACCCUUGGACGAAGGGUGAAGAUGUGGUACCGGUUGUAUGAUGGACCGGACGAGGCAGUGGGGCCAUUGCUGGCUGGAAGGUUGAGAGGAAGGGCACAGCAGUUGGCUAUGAACCUUCGACUCCCUGACCCACAUGGCCACGUGGAUGUAGGCGACGCUGCACUUGUUCGCCUCAGUGUGGAUGAAGUCACUGACCCGGUGACAGGUGCCAUCAUCCAACAGGCGAUACCCAGUGGAGUACAAGCCCUACUACAUGCCCUGAGGAGCGCCUUCGGAGAAGCAGAACAAGUUCAGGCAACCAAAGCCCUUGAAGUUUUCUUCGAAUUCCGUCGUGGCCGACUCCCAAUUCCUGAAUGGAGUGUGCAAUGGGAAUUGAACCUGGAGGAGGCCGUACUACAUGCUGGUUUGGAAGUGAAUCCAGUGGCGAAGACCUACCUCUACUUCAAAUCCUCUGGACUGCCUCAAAAGACGGUGGACGACUUGCUGCUGCAGGUGCACGGCGACAUGCGCCGCUUCGAAGAAGUGCGCACUCUACUUCUUCGUAUGGCACACCGCAGCAUGGACUCCAACCAGAGCGCGAUGUAUGAGGAGGUCAACAAUGCCUACUACCUGGACGACCUGGACACCAACAGCUGGAGCACUGUGACGGAAAGCUCAUGGCAUGAUGACUGGAAUGCAUACUACAACCAGGACGAGCUCUACUCUUGGUACGAGGACCCCAACGAGCACUACGAGUACUAUGAGGAGGCAUGGCCUGAACAGUGGAACUACGAUGCCGGCUACGAUGAGGAGCCCGCUGAACAAGCUGAAGAAGAACCUUCCGAUGCAGCCCACAACAACACCAAUGACGAGACCUACUACAAGGGAAAAGGAAAGUCCCGAUCCACAACGAUGGGACUGGGCUGUUCACUAUGUGGUUCAAAAUGGCACAACACUCACAGCUGCCCUCUGAGCGAGCCGAAGGGCAAAGGUUCCAACAAAGGCUACAACAGGACCAAGGGCAAGGGCUACAACAAAGGCUUCGGAAAGUCUCCAUACCGCAAAGGCUUUGGGAAGUCAAAAGGAUACGGCAAGAAGGGCAAGUAUCCCAUGAAGAAGGGCUUCGGCAAGAAAGGAGGAUUUUGGAGUGAAGGGUAA
Molecule: messenger RNA, 1466 nt
Organism: Cladocopium goreaui
Lineage: Eukaryota; Dinophyceae; Suessiales; Symbiodiniaceae
Source: the annotation of a GenBank genome assembly